AUGCUGAUGGAUCUGCAUUCCGCUUUGGAAGCAGCUCGCAGCUCGCGGCUCGAGGCACAGAAGCACUCGCUUUGCCAGAGGCAGCGGCGUGCCACCGCGUCGUCGGUCCUGAGGGAGGCAAACGGGAAACAGGGACGGAUCGCAUCUCGUGCCGACGGCGUCAAUCCUGGCCCGGAUCAGAUGAACCAGGCGCGAGAUGGGGACGACGCCCAUGCCGUGUCUUUUCAUCACCAUGUCGCCAUGGGAUGGGGGGUGAUGAUGAUGAUGAUACGCUGCGGUCGGAGGACGCCCGUCAGCGGACAGGGUGGUGGGCUCAGGAACCAAAGGGGGCGGCAGGCAUCGCCAUCGCGGAUCGCGGCAGCAAUCAUGAGAGGCUCGUGCAAGCCAUCACUGAAUGGGCUCUGA
Molecule: messenger RNA, 405 nt
Organism: Ustilaginoidea virens
Lineage: Eukaryota; Fungi; Ascomycota; Sordariomycetes; Hypocreales; Clavicipitaceae
Exons: 1
Coding region: 1-405 (134 amino acids)
Source: RefSeq, a predicted model, not a curated record